Metarhizium acridum CQMa 102 is the source of this 1071-nucleotide messenger RNA. The record is from RefSeq and is a predicted model, not a curated record. NCBI's taxonomy places the organism in Eukaryota, Fungi, Ascomycota, Sordariomycetes, Hypocreales, Clavicipitaceae.
AUGACUUUUCCCAGAAUGCCUUGCGAGCUGCUCACCCUCGAUGUCAUGGAUGUCUCUGGGGAGCAGCAGCACGGGGUCUCACACGGUGUGAAAAAUGUCCGCCUCCGACCUGAAUCCCAAGGGGGUGGUGUCAUUGAUAUCAAAUCCAUGAAAGUCCACGACGAUCCUGCUGAGCAUCUGGAUCCAUCCUAUUGUGGUGAAUGUUACGGUGCUACGGCUCCCCCUAACGCACGAAAGGCUGGGUGCUGCAAUACCUGCGAUGAAGUCCGAGAGGCAUACGCAAGCCAGGGCUGGGCGUUUGGCAGGGGCGAAAACGUCGAGCAGUGUACACGUGAGCACUAUGCUGAAAGGUUGGAUGAGCAGCGUGAGGAGGGUUGUCGCGUUGAGGGCCAUCUCGAAGUCAACAAGGUCGUAGGAAACUUUCAUCUCGCCCCUGGUCGCAGCUUCAGCAACGGGAAUAUGCAUGUUCACGACCUCAAGAACUAUUGGGAGACCCCCAAUGGCAAGCAGCACGACUUCACGCACACGAUUCACCAGCUUCGUUUCGGUCCUCAGCUUCCUGCUGCGGUUUCCGACCGAUUAGGCAAGGGCUCCAUGCCUUGGACGAACCAUCAUAUUAACCCCCUUGAUGGAACCAGGCAGGAGACUGGCGACCCGGCCUUCAACUACAUGUAUUUUGUCAAGAUCGUGCCCACUUCGUAUCUACCCCUCGGUUGGGAGAAGAGAUUCAAGAACGCGGCCGGGUCGACGUAUGGCAAUGCCGAUGGCAGCCUUGAGACACACCAGUACUCGGUCACUAGCCAUAAGCGAAGUCUUGAGGGAGGUAACGACGCCGCUGAGGGCCAUGCAGAACGUCAGCAUUCACAAGGCGGUAUUCCCGGCGUCUUCUUCUCAUAUGACAUUUCUCCCAUGAAGGUGAUCAACAGAGAGGAGCCUGCUAAGACCUUCACUGGCUUCCUUGCAGGUCUCUGCGCAAUUGUCGGCGGUACGCUCACUGUCGCCGCCGCUGUGGACCGUGGCCUGUUCGAGGGUGCUGCGAGACUGAAGAAGAUGCGGUCAAAGGACUUGUAA